AGAAUUAACGUUCGCAUGGUUUGUUCGUAGGUCGAGUCGAACAGGCAGAUGUAUCGUUCAACGAUGGAACAGGUCGCUCAUUUCUUGGGCCGGGCUCACAGGAGCCUCGAGAUCCUGCACACCAAGGAGAACCCCAAGGAUAAGAGACGCGUUCCUCGUAGUCGCAGCGUGCACACGGUGGUCCAUGCGGAUCCCUCGCCAAAUCGUGGGACCGCGACCCCGUCAUCGCCCGCGUCAUCGACGUCCUCGCCGUUCGCUCGCGCCAAAUCGGUAACCCAGAUCGGAUCGCCGAGCGCCACCUGCUUCCGCGAGUUUACCUGGUCGGUUCUGCGAAGAAACGACCCGGUGCACUGCAUAUCGCCACGUGCCAAGCCGACGGAUCUCAAUAAGACGAACGACGUUCCUCCCGACAACGUCGUGUAUCGCGAGCCCAAGCAGACGGAAUUGAACCCGGACGAGAUACCGCCGGAGAAGCUGUCUCAAGAGGCGUUUAGGUUAUUGAGGACAGUCGAGUCCUUGCUGUCGAUGCGAGAACCCGACUUGGCGAGGAUGACGCCGGUCGACGAAAACGGAUCUUCUCCUUCCCCUACGGUGGAUCAUCACCAUCAUCAUCAUCAUCAUCAUCAUCAUCACGACAUGUCUCUCUCCCUGCCAAGUGGUAACUUCGCCAAUUCGACGACUUUGCAAGAGGCCACCGCCUAUUCUGGAUGUUCCGGCAGUAGUCGUGAAAACGAAUCGAGCAGUGGUCAGCAGAGCGACAGUAGAUCGCCAAGCCUCGUCAAGACAUCCGUCACCGAGUUCAGCCGAAAUCUGCAGAGCUUCGUGCCGAGCAUCAGAAGGUCGCCCGACACUGCCUCCUGGAACUCGAGUAUUAGCAAAACGACCGAAGAGGAGGACACCGUCGCGCUUGCCGCCUCGUCGAACGGAGCCACGUCCAACAGCACGCCGACCUCGACGCUCAACGUUGCGAAGCGAUUGAAAAAGAAGGAAUCUGCAGGAUUAGCCGGCAAACCUAAAGUGAAGCCAGCCAGUCCGGUGAGCAGCGCCGAGGGCGAGAGCGGAUUUUUCUCGAUUAGUUCCUUCCAGGAGGUGGGCCUGCCCGCUUCGACGGCCCUGCCGAUCACGCCUGUUAAGGGUUGUCAUACCGAGGUAGGCUUGCCGGAAGUGCCCCUAGACAAGACCAGGCAUCGACGAUGGUCCUCCACGCCGGCGGAGAUCCAGGCGCUCUUCAAACAGCACCGGGCGAGCUUCGGCGGCACGCCGCAAACCACCACCGAGUCCGUCAGCGUCUGUUGGGUCUGAGUGUUGCGGAAGCCACGUCGAUUAUGAUCCCACCGCAAACCGAUCGUUAUUGGCUUCGCGCACAGCCGAUUUUCAGGAACGACAUUUAGGUAGAUCGCUAGGGAAAUCCAGUAAUCUUGUAAAUAACUUCUUGCGCAGCCGCUUUUGUUACGUUAAUCAAGUAUGUAGAACCGUAGUACUACUACUGACCGGUAGUAAUCGCGAUUCCUAAUUUUUUUUUAUCGUUCGGACGAGAUGACUCGAGUGUGACACAUCGUUUCGGCGAUACUGGUGCAUGCAGUUGAAAGUUCUUACGGGAAAAUUGUCCAUUGAAAUGUAUUAACGGACAGUAAGGAAGAGCGCAUAAAGAAAAUAAGGAAUUGAUACACGUCCGCGUAACUGGGCAAGUUUCGUAGAUAAUGCGGCCAUUCUGUAAGUAUAGAAAA
Molecule: messenger RNA, 1727 nt
Organism: Pogonomyrmex barbatus (red harvester ant)
Lineage: Eukaryota; Metazoa; Arthropoda; Insecta; Hymenoptera; Formicidae
Source: RefSeq, a predicted model, not a curated record